Messenger RNA from Sander lucioperca (pikeperch), 4964 nucleotides. It is a transcript of the gene arid4a, whose product is annotated as AT rich interactive domain 4A (RBP1-like). Lineage: Eukaryota; Metazoa; Chordata; Actinopteri; Perciformes; Percidae. The transcript has 26 exons. Gene Ontology annotation, cellular component: nucleus. The record is from RefSeq and is a predicted model, not a curated record. Gene Ontology annotation, molecular function: transcription cis-regulatory region binding. Gene Ontology annotation, biological process: regulation of transcription by RNA polymerase II. The coding region runs from base 238 to 4701 and encodes 1487 amino acids.
CCUAGAUUUAUCGUAAUUAUACGUAACUUCCGGCCGUAGCUGCAUCGCUUCUAGCCACAACCGUCCUGAUCCGAUCGGUGUCUGCUCUCAAACCCGCGAAUAUUUCAUCUACGGUCGGUGGAAACCGGCGGCUCCGUGGUCAGUCGAAGUCAACGCUGCUAAGUUAGUGUUUGUGCCACAUAUGUGAUCUGCUCCAGAGGGAGAGAGAGAGGGAGAGAGGGAAGGAAGGGGGAAAGAAUGCCUGAGCUAACACAAAGAUCCACAAUCUUCCGAGCUGGACUCCCUCAAAUAGCCGGGAAGAUGAAGGCAGCAGACGAGCCUGCCUACCUGACAGUGGGGACUGAUGUCAGUGCCAAAUACAGAGGAGCCUUCUGCGAGGCCAAGAUCAAGACUGUAAAACGCUUGGUGAAAGUUAAGGUGAAUCUGAAAGGUGAAAGUACGUCCCAGGUGGUGCAGGACGACCAGGUCAAAGGACCGCUGAGGGUGGGCUCCACUGUGGAGGUGAAGACUAACGAGGGUUUAUCCAGCGAGGCCGUCAUCAGUAAGCUGACGGACGCCAGCCUCUACACCGUGGUGUUUGAUGAUGGAGAUGAGAAGACUCUCCGUCGUACGUCUCUGUGUCUGAAGGGAGAGAGACAUUUCGCAGAGAGUGAGACGCUGGACCAGCUGCCGCUCACCAACCCGGAGCAUUUCGGCACUCCGGUCAUCGGCAAGAAGUCGAACCGCGGCGGACGGCGCUCGUCUUACGCUGUGGCUGAUGAGAACGAGUCUUCGUCCAGCGACGAGGAGCAGGAGGACAUGGAGGACAAGAGGAGGCUGAACGACGAGCUGCUUGGAAAAGUCUGCAGCAUCGAGAGCGAGGAAGACCCCAGCUGCUGGUACCUGGCUCUGGUGGUGUCUCCCAGCUGUUGUGAUGAGCUGCAGGUGAAGAAGGAUCAGUGUCUGGUCAGAUCGUUCAGCGACUCCAAGUUCCACACGGUUGCCAGGAGACACAUCCACAUCUUCAGCACCGUCAGCGGCAACAAGUAUGACUUCUCCACCAGGAGAGGUUUCCAAGCAGCCCAGAAGUUCCUGAGGACCGAGGAGAUCCCAGAUCUGUGGAAGAUGGACAUGAGUCAGAUCCUGGACUCGUCCUCCAGCGACGAAGAGGACGACGAAGAGGAGAAGGAGAGCGAUGAAGAUGAGGAAGAUGAAGACGAGAAGAAAAAGAAGAAACACAUAAAGGACGAGCCGGAGGAGGAGCAGGAUCCAGAGGAGAGAGAUCACUUCCUGCAGCAGCUCUACAAGUUCAUGGAGGACAGAGGGACUCCCAUCAACAAGCCUCCAGUGUUGGGUUACAAAGACCUGAACCUCUUCAAGCUCUUCAGACUCGUGUAUCUCCUAGGAGGCUGCCACAAGAUUGAGUCUGGGACCGUGUGGAAGCAGGUCUACAUGGAUCUGGGGAUCCCCGUCCUGAACUCGGCUGCGUCCUACAAUGUCAAGACGGCCUAUAAGAAGUACCUGUACGGUUUCGAGGAGUACUGCCGCUCCGCCUGCAUCACCUUCAGGACCAUCCAUCACAACAACCCGCGCUCUCCCAACGCGCCAGCCAAUCAGAAGCAGGAGAAGCCCUCCACGCUGCCGGCGAGGGCGGAGCCUGUCGAUGACAAGCGGGAGAAGGUGGAGUCAGAGAGCGAGAGCGAGAAGGAGGAGGUGAAGGAGAGACACUCGUCCCCCAGGGGACGGAGGAGGUGUGUGGGGAGUCAGGUGAAGGCGGAGCGAGAGUCUCCCUGCAGACCGGAGAAGGGGGGAGGAGGAGGAGGAGGAGGAGGAGGAGGAGGAGGAGGAGGAGGAGACAGCGAGGAGCAGACGGAGGAGCAGACGGAGGAGCAGAGGGAGGAGCAGAGGGAGGGGAGGAGACGCAGCAACAGAAGAAUGGACGACUCUGAGAAAGGCUCCGAGGAAGAGGAGGAGGAAGACGAGGAGGAUGAGGAGGACGAUGAUGAAGAUGAAGAGGAGGAGGAAGAGAGGGAGAGGAGGAGAGGAGACGGCAGCGAGGAAGAGGAGGACGGGGACUCUGUGAUGGGGACGAAGGUCCGGGUGAAGUACGGCAAAGGAAAGACUCAGAAGAUCUACGAGGCUCACAUCAAGAAGACAGACGUGGACAACGGAGAGCAGUUCUACCUGGUUCACUACUACGGCUGGAACGUCAGGUACGAUGAGUGGGUGAAGGCCGACCGGAUCAUCUGGCCCCCGGAGAAAGGAACCAAGACGAGACGCAGGAAGAAGGUGAAGAACAAAGACGAGCCGGAGAGAGAGCGAGACAGAGACGAAGAGAAGCCGCCGUCGAAGCCUCCGGGAGCGAAGCGAGGCCGUCCUCAGAUCAGGACGCCGCCCACGGGCUCGGCGGGACGCAGCAUCUCUAAAACGCCCAGCUCCGAGGGACGCUCCAACGGGCGCAGCAGCCGGAUGGAGAUGCCGUCCAGCAUGGCCAACGGAGACAACACGCCUCGCAGGAGAACCAGGAGAACGUCGGGCAUGUACGACUCGGACAGAGCGUCCAAUGAGGAUUCUGGGAACUCGUCAGAGGACAGCGACUCAGGAGACACGCCUGAGAAGAAGCCGUUGCCGUGGCAAGGGAGGAGUGAAGCCCCGCCCUGCCAGGAGGAGGAGGAGGAGGUGAAGGAGGAAGAGGAGGUAAAGGAGGAAGAAGAGGAGAAGGUGGAAGAGAUGUUGGUGAAGGAGGAAGAGGAGGAGCCGAGUGAGGUGGUUGAUGUCCUAACAGCUGUUAACGACGACAGCGCUAACGACCGCGACACUGUCUCUACGUUGCCUGUCGCCGCGACAUCACCGCGUCCCAGCAUGCCUCUGGAGAAACCUGACAAACCCCUGAGCCAGUCAGAGGAGGUGGAGGCAGAGCAGGGGGCGGAGCCUGUGGUGGAAGCCGCCCUGCUGCUCGUUCACCUUGACAAGGAGACCAAAACGUCUACGGCGCCAGAGCGAGUUGUGAAAACGCCGAGCGUCCCCGAGGCGAACAAGACUUCUCCGGGACAGGAAGCGCUCGCCGUGGCGUCCCCCUUCCGGACGGCACUGCCCCCGCCGCUGCCCCCGCCGCCCGCCAAAAAGACGUCCCCUGAGAAGCGGCUGUCCUCGCCACCGCGCCCUGCCGCAGAGAACGAGGACAGCCAGUCCACGCCGCUGUCCUCCCCCAGGCUCAAAGGUCGCAGGGCCAUCCUGCGGGGGAUGGACUCCGAGACUCCUCCUAGAAUCCCCCUCUGCAGCCCCGCCCCCUCCAGCCCCGCCAGCGUGGCGUCUCCGCCGCGUAGCGUCCUGAAGAGACAGGACGAGCCCAUGGUCGUCCUCCACUGCCUCCCCACGCAGCGCCUCCCCCCCGAGCCUCUGGCCCCCGCGGCCGCCGGCUCGGACACAGACUCCGCCUCCGAGGAGGAGGAGGAGGCGGAGCCUGAGCAGAGGCAUGGCGCCUCGCUGAAACGUAAAGCAGCGGAGCAGCGGACGCCGGACAAGAAGCUCCGCCCCGACAGGAAGCAGGAGGAAACAGCCGCAGCGUCGCCCAAAACUCUGGCGUCGCCUCUCCGAGAGAGGAGGGGCGAGGGAGGGGCGAAGGCCGAAGACGGGCCCCGCCUCGCCGAGGAGAAGCCCAGGGAGGCGGCAGAGGAGCGGCUGACAGGUGGAGCCCCCAAGGAGACAGAGAUGCAUGCUGGGUCUGAUGCUGGCUCGCCUCCCCCUGCCCUGGCGGACCGCGUGUCGGACCCGGUGGCGGUGGCGGCCCUGGCAGAGCUGGCAGCGCCCCCCCCAACGACAGCACCGCCGGGCCCCUCCCCUGCUGAUGACCUGGAGCCUGAGCUGGGCCCUGAGGCGCUAGUCUGCCAUGAGGUGGACCUGGACGAGCCGGACGAGAAGGAGAAGUCGUGCACGGCGCCGGAGCAGCUGCUGUUGAUGAUGAGGGAGUCUCAGCCGGCCCCCCCCCCCUUGCUGCCCCCCCUCCUCAACGUCUCCCCACUCCCCCCCCAGACGCAGCUGCGCCCCUUCCUGCCCGUCCCCAGCCCCGAGGAGCUGCACCCGGCCCGCAGCGUUGGCGAGGAGGAGGACAGGGGAACGGCGAGGGCGGAGCAGGAAGGAGACUCCAGUCCUGGGUUUGAUGGAAGCGCAUCGUCUUCCUCCACCUCGCUGCUGUCACUGCACGACGCCAAGGACAGAGGCCAGAAGAGAGUGACGGAGUGUAACUUGAGUCCCGCCGCCAAGAAACAGAAACGCAGCCAGAAACGCCUCAGCACGCCGGGGAAGGUGGAGAAGAACGGAGCAGGUCACAGCAGCGACAGCGAGGACCAGUCUCGUCUGUCUCUGUCUCAGAAGUCCCAGAAGUCUCGCUGUCUGUCGUCUCCGUCGUCUCACAGUAAAGACAAACACAACUUCUCCCCUCAGAGGACGUACAAGUGGACCUUCCAGAUUGAUGAGCUGGACAGCAUGUCGAGCUCUGAGAGGAUCUCCUUCCUACAGGACAAGCUGCAGGAGAUCAGGAAGUACUACAUGACGCUGAAGUCAGAGGUGGCGUCCAUCGACAGACGGAGGAAGAGACUAAAGAAGAAGGAGAGGGAAGUGUCGAACACCACGGCGUCCACGUCGUCGGGGUCCUCGGACACGGCCAUGAGUCCGUCCUCAGCCUCGCCCGCGCAGAACACCGUUGCUGUGGAGUGCAGGUGAUGACACGCCCACCAACAGACCACGCCCCCUCCAACCACAGACUCCGCCCACUCCGACAGCUCUGAGGGCAUGAUGGGAAAAAAUACAUAAACUCUCUCCCCCCCCCCCCCACCGGCAGACUGAUUUCCUGUUUCAGGAGAGAAAAAUCAGCCGUCUGUUCAGCCAACGCAGAGAACUUCCCUUCUCUCCUCCUCUCCUCCUUCCUCUCUCCCUCUCUUCCCUCCCUCCCUUCCCUCCUCCUCUCCUCCUUCCUCUCUCCCUCU